This is a messenger RNA of Wyeomyia smithii (pitcher-plant mosquito), 4209 nucleotides long. Its product is annotated as fibroblast growth factor receptor-like 1. The record is from RefSeq and is a predicted model, not a curated record. Bases 919 to 2097 code for a protein of 392 amino acids. Lineage: Eukaryota; Metazoa; Arthropoda; Insecta; Diptera; Culicidae. The transcript is spliced from 5 exons.
UACCGCUCGGAGCGGACCGCGAAUUCACUGCGCACAGUAGUGGUGUAUUUUUCCGUCUUUAUUUCAAUUGCCCUAGGUUCGAGAGUUUUCGCACUCGGUAAGAUUGCUAAUUUCGAGGGACACUUCAUUUUUCCCAUUGGAAUCGUGAUAAUAGAGAACCACUUGACACUUAUAUUACCCAUUGUUCGAUCGACAUUGUGUGGUUAAACUUAGUUGCGCUCCAGCGGUGAUUUCAUGGGGCCGUACGGUGGAUGGCGAGAUGCAAAUUUUCAUCUUCAAUGGAAACGCACGAUGGUUCAUGCCGGUUUUGUUGAUCUAGCAUGUUAAUUUGAAGUCAGAGGACGGGAAAUUAGUUUCGCACCUGCUAUCAAGCGUCGUUACAGCUGCAGGAAGUUGAAAAGUUUAAAACAAUCAAAUACCGCAAAAAGAACUAUUAAAAACACUCCACAGUUGUUACAUCCAGCAGAGAAAAAAAAACAAACCGCAGUGAAGUGGCAAAAGCUACGACAACCGAGUCACAAACGGAAGCCAUCGUGUGUGUGGUAAGAGGGUGGACGGGGAUGUGCGGAACUUUGUGUUUAACACCGAUCCCCACCGUUUAGUCGCUGCUGGCUGCUGUACUAACGCGCCCAAGCUGAUAACGCAGGGGCCGCAAACGACGAGAUACCGAACGGAACGGACUGCUUUGGAAGAUAACAAGACCACAGCUACGGCAAACGACAACAGCUUCAACCGAAAGCAACCGGUAGGGAACAGCUGCAAAAGGUCGGUGCAGUCACAGACAGGAGCACUUAUCACGCUACAGUGGGUCAAGAGAAAAAAACAACAUUCAAUCAUCAAAUAAUCUGAUCCCACGCACACGGCGCGGCAACGAAGGAUGCCGCCGGGACCUGCGGUCUGAUCCGGCUUAACGGUAUAAUGAGAUCCGUCCACAAUUGGUACAUCAUUCUUACCGCAGCGACCGCCCUUUUCCACCAUUAUCGGGCGAUAAUGCCGGUGAGCUGCUCAAGGACUUCUGCCUCCUACGGCGAUAAUGAGACAGUUCUCAAACUAACGCAAAGCCCGGCGGGGUCGGAUGCUAGACUACGCUGCGGGAUUAAAGAGUACCACGCCGAUCACAUGAAUUCCUCCGAUGUUCAGUGGUACUUUAAGCCCUGCGGAGAGGGAACCAACCGAACGUCCUGCAACAACCGUGACCAGUUAGAGCAAAUCCCAUGGCGGCCAAUCGACUGCGAUGGUAAACGGUGCAGAGUAACUUUAUUCAUCAAAAAUGCCUCGGAGGCAGAUUCGGGAUUGUACCGCUGCAGCAUCCAUCCGUAUCGAACGGACAACCAAACUCAAUUCGACAUCCAGUUAAUACGGACUUUUCAACUGGAUGUAAUCAAAUCACUCCUAGAUGAAGCCGUACCGGCUCCAGAACUGCUGGAUAACCUACCAGCGAACACGACAGCUCUGCUAGAAUCCCACAUUGUACUUCAAUGUCGCGUGCACAGUAAGGUUCAGCCGUCCAUCAAGUGGUUCCGCAAGAUCAAUCUGAACAACCCACUAGAGGAUCAUAAUUUCAACCAGGACAAAUCAAUUCGCUAUCUGGAGAACUUUUACGAACUGGUUCCAUCAUCCGGCGAGAAACCACUCUCCGAAGAUGUCUACUUGAGUAAGUUAAUUCUGCACAGCGUCACCGAGCGGGACGUUGGCAUCUACGUUUGCGUCGGAAUCAAUUACGGCGGUGUGAAUACGGCCGAUGCGUACGUUAAUGUGGUACAUCCAAAUGGCACUCCGGUCGGCAGUGGAUCCACCAUAGCGGACCUAAUGGUUCUGUUUUUGAUUCCGCUGGGCCUCGCUUUGAUCCCGCUGGCAGUGUGGAUAUGCGUUGUAGUCAUUCGACGACGGAACCAAAGUCUAACUCAUCGGGAUGGUAAACCGAGAGCUCUCGCUGGUGGGGCGAUGCAGCAUCAGCCAGUGAAUGGGGCUAUAGAUGGUGAAGUGGAACCAAGUGGUCAGCGAAGCGUUCCCACAGUUACCGGUAGCAAAGCCAAACACAAACGCAAACUCAGUUACGAAGGUUCGCAUUUGUACGAGAAGAUCAACAUUAUGUAGAACCAGAGUAUUGCGUUGCUAGUUGUACUUAGUGCCAAAGAGAUAUUGUCUGUAAAUAGUGUAUAAUAUAUGUAUUAGGGAUGAUUUUCAAAAUCAAACAUAAAUCAAAGAUAACUAGAACAAGAUACCUAACUUCCAUAUUUUUCAUACAUUUUGAACACGACCGAUUUCCGACGGUUAGUGCUGCCAUGUGAUGACUUAAAUUCUCAUAAAAUUGUCACUAUGAGCAAAACCGAUUUAUCGUGUAUAGUCCGUCAUCGAUCGUUGAGCUGUUCAAGAUUGUAUAUGAAAAAGGUGUAGCAGUUUGGUCAGUUCGACGCUUAAGAUAACAUGCAGAUUAACCCGUAAAGACCCGGGACGGAACUUGUUUUUUGAAAAUGCUCGUUGUCAGCACUGGAACGGCCGAUUUCGGAAAACUUGGAAUUUUAUUCAAGGGGAGUAGUUGCUCUAAGUUUUGGUUAAGGUGCCACCCCUCUGGACCCUUCCCCGUUUUUGUGAGACGCAAAUAUGUCUGUGUUUUUUUCUAAUUUUUCAAACAGAUUGAGCAAACACUGGGAAUUUUCAUACGUAUCAAUUGCUCCAUGUAUCAAAUCAUGUCAGGUGGAUAAAAUAUGGUACGUAAGAGCGAAUUUUGGAGAUUCUAAAUUAUUUUAGUACAAAAUCACAAAACUACGUAAUUUAAAAAAAAAUCAAAUAACAAAACCGUUCUUCAAAUUUUAAGCUCUACAUUUUUGAGGUUAGGUCUCCUGAAUCCAUAUCCGAUGAAAUAUUUAUUUUAGCAUGCAAACAUUUGGAGAAAAACGAGUUUAAAUUCACUAAAGUACAUAUUUUCAUGGAAACCUGAUUUUUUCAGUCUCCCACGGUAGUUUUCAACUUAGCUCUCCAAAUUUCAAGCUCUAUAUUUCUAGAGUAACGUCUUCUGAAUCCAAAGAUGCUGAAAGAUUUAUUCUAGCAUGCACAGAUUUAGAUUUGGCACUUUAACCAAAACUUAGAGCGACUAUUCCCCUUGAAUAAAAUUCCAAGUUUUCCCAAAUCGGCCGUUCCAGUGCUGAGAACGAGCAUUUUCAACAAACAAGUUCCGUCCCGGGUCGUUACGGGUUAAUGAUAUUGUAUGGCUGAUAUGGACCCCUUGGUCUGCGCCAAACAAGCAAAAAGCAAAAAAAAUGAUAUUGUCAUUUUUUGCACUUCAAAGUACGAAAGAAAAGUAUGAAAUUGACUGUCAGAGUGGGGGUUUAUAUUGAGGGGUUAUAUUUAUUUUCAGGUCCCAUUCUACCAAAACUUAAAGUUUGAUAUGUCGCAAGCCAGGUUUAAGGACCAUUGUGCAUAUGGUCAGGUUCGCCGGGGCAGCCGAUUUUUGCUUUAUUAAACUCGGCAAGAGUGGAAAACUUGGCUGUAGAGCGUGUUAACGCGGUUAUUAGGAAUUUCUGAUGGUACGCUUAAUUUCAAAUGUUGCGCCGAUAAUUCUUGAUUCUUCCGGAAAGUUUCAUGUUUGAGAACUAAACAUUCGUCCACAUUAUUAUCAUUUUUCGGAUGGCAGCACCGUACAGUCGUUCUCAUGGAUACUGAAGAAAUUGUUUCACCUUUCAGCAGUCAUGUCUUGGCCUUGUAGUUAUUUGAUUUUGACCGUUAAGUGUACAUCAUACUAACAGUGUAUAAAUUAGUUCGACUUUUGCUCACGCGCAGCGACAAUCAUGUCCGAUGAAUUCUGCAAAAGUCAGGUAUCUUGUUCUAGUCAUCUUUGCAUAAAUCCAACUUUAAUUUCUAGUCAGCUUAGUUCGUUAUAUUCGUCGUAGGGUGAUAUAAUAAUAUUAUAAAUGAUUCCGUUUCUCACAUCAAACUAAAUUUCAGAGGUGGAGAGAUUCAUAUAAUUGGAGAUAUUUCGUAUUGACUUUCAAGUGAUUUACGUUUUUCAGUAAGGUUAUCCUCGGUUAAAACUCAUUCAAAAGAAAUUACUUUUGAGUUGCAAUGCAUAUCACUUGAAUUGGCAUCACUGUUUUAAUCCAUUGAAUUUGUAUUAUUAUGCACGCUAUAAAUGUAAGAAGGAAGGUUUUAGAGCUGGGAGAAUAUCAUAAAACUAUCUUUAUUGAGAAAAUAAUGAUAACAAAUCAAAUA